Molecule: messenger RNA, 1890 nt
Organism: Venustampulla echinocandica
Lineage: Eukaryota; Fungi; Ascomycota; Leotiomycetes; Helotiales; Pleuroascaceae
Exons: 3
Coding region: 1-1890 (629 amino acids)
Source: RefSeq, a predicted model, not a curated record
AUGCCCAACUUACGAUACUACUCACCACAUAUCUGCGCUCGCUGCUUGCGAACUGUUCAACGCCAUAAUGGCUACCCAAGGUCCCAAUUCGCAUCGCGGUCCUUCUCUCAUCUCUCGCCACUUCGAGUCUCCAGCAAGAUAGCAGAGCAGGAGCGCCAUUCGAUCGAAGCCGAACCAUCUGAGAAAUAUCCGACGCCCGAAUCAUCUACGUCGCCACAGUCCAAUCAUGGACAGAAACAAGGGGCAAUGUCUAGACGCCUCGCGCAAGCGACUGAGGAUGCCCUUCUGGAAGGUGGCCGAGCGGGUCGAAAAGCAGUAGAAGAGGCAGGGUUUUCGGACGAGUUGAAAGACCAACUGUUGGAGAGGGUUCAGGCGCACAAGUUUCGAGAAGAGAAUCUCACCGCCUUCACGGAAGCUGGGCUGACAUCCAACGUUGGGAAAGGCUCUCGGGAUAUCGCUACGGCGCAAACAUGGGCGGGUGACGAAGCUCCUGAAGAUACGAUGCUACGAAUGGUGGACGAUGCGCGAAAGCCUUUAAAACCUGGCCUUCGAGGCCCUACCCAGAUACCGGACCCAGUUGUUGAUCUCAGGUUUAAGAGAACGCCGAAGCAGCGACCGGGGCAGCGGAUUGCCAAUGCCAAGGACAAGACAUCUAUAUAUGCAACCUCGAAGGACACGCAACUGUCAGACAAGGAAAGGGCUGCUCUGAGGCAAGAACUAAAAGAAAGAUUUAUGCCUGCUGCUCGGGCCAUGCCGAAUUCCCCUGGUGGGUUAGCCGCCCUGGCGAAUGAGAGGAUCGAGGAUGCUAUUGCAAGGGGGCAAUUCAAGGACAUUCCACGAGGGAAAGCAAUCAAACGAGAUCCGGGAGCUGAUAAUCCAUUCGUGGAUACGACCGAAUACCUAAUGAAUAGGAUGAUUCAACAGCAGGCUAUCGUCCCUCCUUGGAUUGAGAAACAACAAGAGAUUGUCAAGACGGCAAGUACACUUCGUGCCCGGCUGCGGUAUGAGUGGAAGCGUCAUGCCGCAAGAACGAUUGCAAGUCGUGGAGGGACUCUUGAAGAUCAAAUGCGACAAGCGGAUAUCUAUGCAGAAGCGGAGAGGCUGCAUAAUCCCAGGAGACAAGACGUGGAAAAGAUUGCUCUGGGAGGGAAUGCCACGGCCAGUCCUGUCAUAGUCAAGAUCGCCCAGCAACCUACAUCCCCCUCAGCAAGCGACCCGCCUUCAAUCCAAGUUCCAGUAGAGACCAAGGAUGUCGAAAUCGCCGUCUCGGAAUCUCCCGGAGCAUCAACGGGGGAAACUCCAAAGGCUCAGCCGCAACCAAGCCGUCCCCUUCCAGCACCCUUUCGCCUACCUGAGUGGGAAGCGGGUGAGCAGUCGUAUCUUCAACUCGCCAUCACCAACCUAAACAGUCUAACCAGGUCGUACAACCUAAUGGCGCCAGAACUGGCCAAAAAGCCAUACUUCUCCCUCGAGCGCGAGCUCCGAAACUGCUACGCCGAUGUUGCGCCCCAGCUGGCGCAAGAAAUCAGAGAAAGAGCUACUCAACCCCGCGCAAGAGACGUUACUGGAAGCUAUAAACCUGCAGGAGGAGGGGCUCUGGAAACGUUUUCCCAGGGUAAGGCGAAGGUGUAUGAUGACAAGAAGCCUAUGCCCCUGGCUCCUCCCGGCAAAUUCUCCGACGAAUGGGUUGCCGCCCGAGCCCGACCCGGCUGCGAUCCGGGCACCGCUAACUCUGGGCUAGUCGAGCACACUUGUGAUAACGCUGGAAACUCUAGCAACUCUAGUAACUCGAGUAGCUCUAGUAACUCUCCCCCUACGCAACUGCAACUCUGCAAACUCUGCAACCGAAUCAACCCAGGCUCAGCUCGGUCACCAAGCCACCAAGCCUAG